AAGAGCAUUUGGGUUGUGCUGCAGCUAUAAAUAGCACUAAUGUUACAGGCAGCAUAGGAGCUUGAGCAAUAAGUCUAUUUUUAGAAAUCUCAAUAAUUGCUGCGAUUGGGCAAAAUGUAUCACGUGACCAAAUGUUGAUGGUUUACACAGGAAAGGGUCAGGAAACAUUCUCGGGUCAAAAUUGGAGUAUUUUCGCCUAAAAACAGUUAUUUAAGUGACCUGUAUUAGAUUGCGAGAUGGCCUAAUGGAUGGAUUAUAUUGGAUAACCUCAAUAGAACUGAAGAAUAUCAGUUACAUCAACAAACCCUAAGUUUUCGUAUAAUAAGGAUUUUUUACAUCCUUGCUCUACAUGAAGCAAUUUUGCGUCGUCAUAACCAAGACAGCCUUACGUCUUUGGUAAUAAUCAUCACUAUGGACAGGAAUACUUUAAGCAACAAUUUUAAUUAUCCUGUCGUAUCUAGAGAGUCGGGGAUGGAAAUUAACAAUCACUUUUCUCAUAUCAACAGGAAAGAUAUACCCCAUACCUCACCACUGUCAUCUCCAAUACUGACGCGACGGGAUAUUUCGUCUUCUCUUGAUCAGCAGCUACAGGCGCAGCUUGUGACGUUAAAACAACAGCAUGACCUUCAACAGCACAUGCUCAUGCAACAAUACCAGGAACAGCAGCAUAAACUAGCUUCCGAACACCAGAUGCAGAUGGAGGAACAUAUCAAAAUUAGCCCUAGCAAAGAGGAUUUGGCAUUUAAGCGCAGUCUCCCCUUGUUAGCCCAGGCUAGACUAUUCCAACUACAGGCAGUGCCAGAGCAAAUGCUGUUGGUUCAGAAGCAGCAAGAGUACCUUGAGCAACAGAAAAAACUGGAAGAGGCCACAAGGAUAGAAAAAGAUCGCCAGGAAAGGCAUCGGAUAGAGCAGCUCAAAAAUAAGAAAAAGGACCAAGAAAGUGCAGUAGCUUCGUCAGAAGUAAAAUUGAAAUUAGCAGAGUUUGUUUUAAAUAAAAAACAGCGAGAGGCAAUGGGGGCAAACCACUCACCCCCACAGUUUAGACACUGGGCUGUUCACCAUAAUUCUCUGGAGCAGAGCUCCCCACCCCAGAGUGGUCUCUCACCCCCCUACAGACACCCAGGAAUGCUGGGACAAUAUGAUGAUGAUUUCCCACUGCGGAAAACAGCAUCUGAACCCAACUUGAAAGUGAGAUCUGUAUUAAAGCAGAAAGUUCUGGAUCGGCGCAGUAGUCCGCUAUUAAGACGCAAAGAUCGCACUCCAUUACCACUUAAAAGAAAAACACCUCUCACAAUCGACACCACAUUAUCAUGUCACAGUAAUCCUGAUUCAGGGCCUAAUUCGCCUCCCAAUGGUUCUGCGGUGGGGUCGAGUGGUAGCAUCUCAUCACUACAUAAAGAGGAGCUGGGCCCCUUGCCUUUACAGAUGAUGAAGAAUAUGGUUGGCCAAGGAGGGGACAUGCUCUAUGCCUCCCCCUCACUGCCCAACAUCUCAUUGGGCAGGCCUGCCAACCCUUCCAGCUCAUCCACUACAGCCGAGCAUUCUGAGGCUGAAUUGAGAGCACUUGGAGCGGCAAGGUUUGGUCUCCCACUGACAGGUCACAUGAUGCCCAGCACACUGCCCUACUUCCCCUCUUUACCAGUGAUAGAUGGAGAACAUACUAGCCCCACUGCACCAGGGAACCAAGCCUAUCUAUCAGCCCAAAUGAAGGCCUUGGAACAGACUCAGAGUCCAGGCAAGAUGGCAUCUGGCUUUGCAGGCAGCAGGGGCAUUACUGAUGCCCAGGUAGCACAUGCUAGACUGCACAGACACAGGCCUCUUGGAAGGACCCAGUCAGCUCCCCUGCCUCUGCAGCACCCACUGCUACAGCAGCAGAACCUUCUGGCUAUACAGCAGCAACAUCAGGAACAGCUGCUUAAGGAAAACCAGAAACAUUAUCUUAAACAGCAUCUGCGCCAGGCUGUCCUGCAGAGGUCUAGCAGUAAGAACCACAUGGAGAAUGUGGAUGAAGAGACUGAAGUUAAACUAGCACAGGAAAUGCGGGAAACUCGGGACAUCUCCCGAUCUCGAGACAAACUUGAAGAGGAAGAUGUAAUGAUUGUAAAUGAAUCUCCUUCCAAAUCCACAGACUCUCGCGACGAAGACCAACAGGCAUUCCUAUACCAGCAAAGAGAAUUAUUACGACAGUACAGAUUGCAUGAUGAUAACAGUCACGACAGUACAGAAAAUAUGCGAUCGGCUGUUCCAAGUCAUGUACAUCCUCCCCCACUCAAUCGCACACACUCUAGCCCUAUAGUUAAGUUCUCUACAACAGCCUCGUCCACUCAGUCUCAACCACAGACCCAGCAGUCUACUGCUGAGGACACAACCCCAGUGACAUACACAUAUACCACAGGUAUAGCAUACGAUAACGCAAUGCUGAAACACCAGUGUGUCUGCGGCAAUAAUAAUAACCAUAUAGAACAUGCGGGACGCUUGCAGAGCAUUUGGGCCCGUUUGCAGGAAUCACAUCUUGUAGAUCAGUGCGAGAAAAUCAAAACACGCAAGGCCACUAUGGAAGAGCUUCAGUCAUGUCAUGCAGAGUCUCAUACAAUACUAUAUGGAACCAACCCUGUUAGUAAAAUAGACCCUAAAGUUUUAGAAAAUCUCCAUGUGCGGUUUUGUAUGCUACAAUGUGGAGGUGUUGGCAUUGACUCAGAUACAGUAUGGAACGAUAACCACACAGCCAUGGCUGCCAGGGUUGCAGCUGGAUGUGUCACUGAACUGUCUCUACUUGUUGGCUCCGGUGAACUCAAAAAUGGUUUUGCGAUAGUUCGGCCUCCUGGGCAUCAUGCAGAGGAAAAUCAACCAAUGGGGUUCUGUUAUUUUAACUCAAUUGCCAUCGCCGCCAAACAGUUACGACUCAGAUUAAAAACUAAGAAAGUGCUAAUCGUUGACUGGGAUGUUCACCAUGGCAACUCCACCCAACAACAGUUCUAUGAUGACCCCAAUGUUCUCUACCUCUCUUUACAUCGCUAUGAGGGUGGCAGUUUUUUCCCUGGGACUGGUAGCCCAGAAGAUUGUGGCUCAAGUAGUGGUCUGGGGUACAAUGUGAAUAUUGCAUGGUCCGGUGGGCCUGAAAAUGCCAUGGGAGAUGCCGAGUACCUUGCUGCAUUCCGGAGUAUCGUGAUGCCUAUAGCUCGAGAGUUUGGGCCUGAAGUGGUGCUAGUGUCAGCUGGUUUUGAUGCUGCAGCCGGUCACCCAGCUCCAUUAGGAGGUUACAAUCUAUCUGCAGCCUGUUUUGGCUACAUGACAAAACAGCUGCAAACUCUAGCAGAUGGUAAAUUGGUGCUUGCCUUAGAGGGAGGCUAUGACCUGCCAUCUAUAUGUGAUGCCUCUGAGAUGUGUGUUAAAGCUCUCCUAGGAGAGGAGAUACCCCAAGUGAAGGAGGAAGAGCUCGUCCGACUUCCUAACAAGAAUGCCAUAGAGACGAUGGAAAACUGUGUGAGAAUCCAGGCCAACUAUUGGUCCAGUGUAAAGCGUCACACAUCCACUAUAGCAUGCUGCUAUGUUGAAGCCCAGAGACGUGAACGGGAGGAAACAGACACUGUUACAGCACUUGCCUCAUUAUCAAUGGUCACAGCUAAACAAUCUAGUGUGGAGGAGGGGUCCUUAUCUCCAGCUAUCUCAGAGCCAAUGGAAGAGUCUUGAAGAGCUCCAUCUAUUGGGGACGUACGGUGCUGUGAUUUAACAUCAGUCAACAAGUAAUCUCCUGGAUUGCCAUAGUAACCACUUGAGGCCAUAAUGCCAGAUCCUGCUAGAUUAGUACCCUGUUUAGGCAAUAGAGGUCAUAUGUGUAUGUCCUAUUAGAUAAUCAGCAGAAUGUUCACCAGGUGUUACAACAUAAAGAGCGCCAUAGAUUGGAUGACAUGAAAUUAAAACAGAGCUGGAUAAAGAUCCUGAUCGCAUUGCCAAAUAAGAAUUUACACUGAACUUGUGUUGUAUUAUCGUAAAUCGACAAUGAUUCGCCUUAGGUUGCACAUAUUAAAAUGACUGGAUGGUGAAAUCGGAAUAUUUUAAUGAUAGAGAACUUGAUAUAUUAUAAAUAAAUACUGUAGUAUAUACAAAUAUGAGUUGAGUCAAGAGUGCAGUUCAAUAUACAUGGAUAUGCUACAUGUAUGUUUGUAUGUGCCACAUGUUAAGGCUGCAUGUAUGUGUUAUGUCAGAUUGGAGGCUUACAUAUUUAUGAUCAUUCAAUGUACUGUUAGAAAAAGCUAUAUUUUUACAUGCAUAUAUAUAUGUUUGUAUUAAAUGUAUUUAAUUUUUAUGUGAUAGACUAUUAAGGACCAUAAAGUAGAUUAUAGCGCACAAUUUCACAACUUUCACAGCUGUCUCAAAAGCAAUGAAAAAAGAUUUUAACGUCAUUUGUGAAUUUUCAAGGAGUUCAAUUUUUACACUUUAGUGUUGUUGAUAGAGAAGCUGGGAACAUUGUGAACUUGUUUGCCGUUGAGAUUUUUAUUUUGAUUAAUGUUUUAUCGAGAAUCGCAAAUAAUCUAUAUAUAGCAUGCCAACAACUCAAAUGAAGUAAAGUUACAGUAUAUAGAGAAAUAUACAUGAGUGUAUUUGCUGAGUAGAUCUCCGCGCAUAUGUCUAUAUCAAGUAGAAUAAGCUGUACAUGUAGAAGUUGCAAUGAGAAAACCUAUUACAAUUGUGGCAUUUUAACGAGGAUAGUGGUUACCAUAGCAAUGAGGCCUCUCUGAUGCAUCUUAGUUACAGUGAACAUUUUCAUCAUUUGAAUUUUAGAAAAUAAUUUCAUAUGUGAGAGCUUAAUGUACCGCAUGUGUGAUAUAAUAUGAAAUCAUUGUAACAGAUUAGCUGAUUUCAUUUGGGAAAGAAAAAGUUAAAAACACAUUUAUUUAGGUGUACGAUUGCUUACAUUGAAUGCAAUUAUUAAGUUGUACAUGUAUAUGUAAGUAUCCAAAUAUAUUUAGGUUUGUGGCCAUGAUGUUAAUAUAAUCAUCACUAUAAAACAUUCUUUGAAAAUGUUAAUUGUAAUAUAAGAUGAGGCAUGUUAAAGCAGCAGGAAAAUGGGGUGAAUAUGUAUAUUCUAGUCAUCCAAUGUGUGGAAGGUACUCAAACAUUACUCAAAAGUUACUCAAAAGCUUGUACAUACGUCAUCACAAAUUCAUAAAAACAAUGUCAGCCUAGCAAGCAAAUUGUCUAAUUCGUUCUGUAAAUGUUUUUUGCAUUUAUAUUGUUGUUAUUAUUAUUAGAAAUUGAAGUAAUAACUGCAAACUCAAAUCGUGUAAUAGUUUUUCAAUGAACUAUUUAGAAAUAUCGAUAUUUGUUUAUAAAAUGCAAUGGAAACAUGGAACUCGUGAUAUUUGGAAUCCUGAGAAAAUUGUUUUUAUGAAGCCGCUUUUCAUUUUAUUAUGUCACCACCAAAAGUGGUGACAUAUUGUUAUAAUUAUUAGGAAUUGCUAGACUGAAAUUGACUUUAUAUGUAUGUGAAUAUUAUAUAGUAGAGCACUAUACUAGGUGUUUUCUUGUAUUUUUGUAAUAAAUAUGCUGUGUGUAGGAUGCCGUGAAAAGGCCCUAUUCAAUACCUGUGACGGGACUGAACUGUAUUGUGUGUACAAUCGUACAAUUCUCUCACAACAUUGAAGUCAAUAUACCAUUUUAUAGUUGUACAUAUCAUUUUCACAAACAUGAAUUUUGCAUGGAGCCACAUGUUUUUGUCAGAGCAUAUUCAAGAGUUAAUAUUGUCAAAUAAUUUUUAUGUCAUUCAAAUGCAUUCUUCAUUUUACCAGAACUUGGAGGUUAUGGAAAGGUGUCUGUUUUUUGGUACAUUCUAGUAUCAUGUGAAAUCAUUCAAGUGUGUUAUUUCAAGUGUUUGAAGAGUACAUUCAACCAGAUGUUACAUGAGUAAUUACAUAUAAUUAACAAACAUGAACUGUUCUAAAUGUCAAAAAUGUAUUUGAUUAUUUUUUGGAGGUUUGUUGACUGAUUCUCUAUUUGUUAUGGGGUAAAUGCAGGAAGUAUUCGUGUACUGAUAGUGUAUUGUUUUUAGUUUUAGUUUUUCAUGAGUUUUUAUGCCAGAGCCAAUUUUUAAGAUUCAUAUUUAGAGGUGCUGAACAAUUUUAUUUCUUUGUUUAUCACGCUAUUUUACAAUUUUAUGUAUACUUAUUAAGAAGGGUAUAGAUUGAAAAUACUUUGUGUGUGAUAUCAGCCUGGUAUUACAUGUACAUGUGUUAUAUCUAUUUCAUAGAUAUGCUUAUAGGUUAAUCAUUAAUAUUUUCCAAAUGCAUUUUCAUUUGGUAUAAUAACAUGGUACAGAACAGUUUAAUCAUUUUGCUCAUGUGGUUGAUGAUUGAUCUGCACAAUGGUUUAGUUGUAUAUCACUGCAUCGUUGCAUUCUCUGGGUUCACAUUCACUUACAAUGGAGAGUUCACAAUUUAAGAUGAUGAUAUACAUCACUGUGUAAUUUAAAAAAAUACUUAAAACUUAGGGAGAAUCUCAGAACUACCAUGUACUAUAUCUACUGGAUGGAGUUGCCAUAUUUUUGUAUUGACACAUUCGAAUAUGUAUGAAUGUUACAUAUUUCUAAAUAACAAAUCAUUAGAAGUUUAUUGUUGUGAUUUAUAUUUUGAAAAAAUAAUAUAGUGAUUUAAAACUGGUCAUAAAUUGAACUGUUUCCAUGGAGACAAAGUUGUUUUUAAAUUUUAAAUUGAUCCAUAUUUGCAGUUCAGGUUUUAUGAGGAUUUCACACAUUUGCAAAAAUUUUUACAAACUUUUAAAAUGAAAUAUUUUAAAAAGGAGAAAUUUGUUGAAGGAAAGAGUAUGUUUUGAAGUAUUAAAGGGUGCAUGUAUGAAUUUCAAAUACAAUUAUAAGUAGAAAAUUUGAUUGAGUGACAUUUGUUAAAAUGAAGAAUUGAGAUUGUAUCAUUGAAUGUUGUAUCGAUACACAAGUAAACAGUAACUAGUGAACAUAU
This is a messenger RNA of Owenia fusiformis, 6971 nucleotides long. NCBI's taxonomy places the organism in Eukaryota, Metazoa, Annelida, Polychaeta, Sabellida, Oweniidae. The record is from the annotation of a GenBank genome assembly.